AUGUCUGCUUCAACUGAGAACAAGGCCCCUGAACCUAAAUUUGCUCAACCCAAGCCAUAUAAGGUUGACCUUGAGCCUGGAAAGGAAUACUAUUGGUGCACAUGCGGUGAAUCCAAGACUCAACCCUUCUGUGAUGGAUCGCAUAGAAAAGAAGGCGUCUUUAAGCCAAAGAAGAUCGUAGUUGACGAAGCCAAAACUUAUUAUUUGUGUGGAUGCAAGAUCACAAAGGACCCCAAUGGUUUCUGUGACGGUACACAUCGUAAAGAAGAGGGUAUCCGUAAAUACAAUGAAUUCCUGCUCAAGGCCAAUAACGACCUGAAGACUCAAAAGGAAAUGGCUAUCAAGGCUCAAGAAGAACUUGAGGCCAAAUUAAAGAAGGCAGAAAGAAAGCAAGUCAUUGCUGAUGUUGUCGCUGGUUUAUCUUUGACGCUCGUUGUUGCUGGUGUAGCUUUAGCCUGGUAUUCUCGUAAAUAA
Molecule: messenger RNA, 474 nt
Organism: Rhizopus microsporus ATCC 52813
Lineage: Eukaryota; Fungi; Mucoromycota; Mucoromycetes; Mucorales; Rhizopodaceae
Exons: 4
Coding region: 1-474 (157 amino acids)
Cellular component (GO): intracellular membrane-bounded organelle
Molecular function (GO): 2 iron, 2 sulfur cluster binding
Source: RefSeq, a predicted model, not a curated record